AUGGAACAAGCAAACAUGCCCACUUUUGAUAUCUCUGAUGCGGAAAAGGGAAUUGUUCAGAGCCCACAGAGCUUCGGCGAAGCUUCCAUUGAUGGCAAUAGCCGAGCAACGACCUUAGCCCUGAAAGAGACAAAUCGGCAUGACUUCACGCAUAAUGAGACGGGUAAGAGCGUUACAAAAGCCAAGCCCACGGCAGCUGAAAUCGAACGCGAGAUCAUGGAGACCAAAACAAUACCGUUAGAAGAUUAUCCAGAAGGUUAUCCCCGUCAAGCAGCAUUCCAAUCGAGUGAGCCGAGCUGGUCGAUUUAUCGUGGAUUCAACUACCUGCAUUCUCGCGUUAUCUUGGAGCUUCAGGACGAGCUCCGCUGUCUAGAGAAAGGCCUCACAGACAUGGACUUGAUCGAUUCUAAGAACGGUAACGAGAAGCCAUUACGGUCUCGAAGCGGAGAUCUUGUGCAGGCCAAAAGAGCAAAGACUACGAGCAAGCGUGCGCACAUCAUCAACGAGAUCAGAUGUAAACUCGUGAACUAUGACGAGAUACUGUCCAAAGCACGCGACCUUAACGCGUUCCAACGUCCAUCGAAGCGUGAUUACCGCAACUUUCGGACGUGGUUCUAUAACGUGAAACCACUGACUAACGACUCUGAAGAAGAGUUCAUAAUGCGUAAGGAAGACCUCGUGUCACUUCGACAUGGCCGAGAAUGGUCAGGUUUCGACGGUUUUAUCGAAUCGUGCCUUCGUAGAGUGCAUUGUCGUCUUACUCAGAAAAUGUUCGCGACCAAGGAGCUUCGCGAAAAGACCAGCGACAAGUGCACAUUUUACUACUCACAGUCACGUAUCGAGAAGCUUGUUGGGCUGAUCAUCACUGUUAUGAUAUUUGUCUUAUUAGUCUUGCCGGUCGUGGCUAUGUACCAGCUGACUUCGGUCGGUGACCGCAAUUCUACUUUUGACGCUGUUGGUAUCCUGGUUGUCUUCACGCUUCUAUUCUCGGCAGCCAUGUCACUUGUGACAAAGGCGAAGCGGCAUGAACUCUUCGGAGCUAGUGCGGCAUAUUGCGCAGUACUGGUCGUUUUCAUCAGCAAUUUUAAUAACGACGGAAACCACCAGCCUGAGUGA
This is a messenger RNA of Alternaria arborescens, 1116 nucleotides long. RefSeq lists its product as hypothetical. NCBI's taxonomy places the organism in Eukaryota, Fungi, Ascomycota, Dothideomycetes, Pleosporales, Pleosporaceae. The transcript has 4 exons. The record is from RefSeq and is a predicted model, not a curated record. Bases 1 to 1116 code for a protein of 371 amino acids.